Messenger RNA from Symbiodinium pilosum, 257 nucleotides. The record is from the annotation of a GenBank genome assembly. NCBI's taxonomy places the organism in Eukaryota, Dinophyceae, Suessiales, Symbiodiniaceae.
UUGGCAACUGUGGCCUCGUCCUCAUGACCAAGACCCAACUAGAGGCGUGGUCAGACACUGCCACGCCGCUCUCCGUGGAUGAACUCUCGGACACAACUGCCCUCUUGAGAGGCAGCCUCAUACACCUGGCGACCAAGAAAAUCACCCUUGCAGGGACAAACACAACGGUUGAUUUCCCCGAACACGACGCCGUCUCCAUGAUCGUCGAGAUAUAUCAAAAGGAUGUGGGCCAAACCCAGUGGGAGGCAGCUAUCAAG